GCGUGUCUUAAUUGUCAGUCUUGACGGAAACUCUCUCGUGCUUAAAUAGCGCUCGCCUCUCGCGCUCUCGGGUUGAAGUCACUGACGUGUCUCUGUGUCUGUGCCUCGCGCGUGUGUUUUCCCGGUGCUCGUGCUGUCUCUCUCUCUCUCGGUUACCUGUCUGUCACCUGUCUGUCGGUCACCUGUCGGUUACCUGUCGGUCACCUGUCGGUCACCAUGCAGGUGUGUGCGGCGCUGCUCGUGUCCAGCGCGGCGCUGCUGCUGCUCCAGGGAUGCUGCGCGGCCGCGCGGGGAUGGAGGGUACUAAAGAACGACGGCACGGAGCUUUUACCGGAGUACAGCACGCGGACAGCGCGGGAGGAGGCGGCAACACCGCCGACCGACAACAGCAACAGCAACAGCAACAGCAACAACAGCAACAGCAACAACAGCAACAGUAUGAAUAACAGGCCGAAAAACGGCGGGAGGACCGCGAACACAGUCACCUACAGUGCCUCGGAGCUGAGCUGUAGGGAGCUGCGUUCCACCCGUUAUAUCACCGACGGAUCUUGCCGCAGCGCCAAACCCGUCAAGGAGCUGGUGUGCUCGGGCCAGUGCAUGCCCGCGCACCUCCUGCCGAACUCCAUCGCUCGCGGCAAGUGGUGGAGGAGUAACGCCUCGGACUACCGCUGCAUCCCGGCUCACUCCCGGACGAGGAGGGUGCAGCUGCAGUGUCCCAACGGCAACACUCGGACUUACAAAAUCCGCGUGGUCACCUCGUGCAAGUGCAAACGCUUCAGGCCCCACCACAACCAAUCGGAGGCCAAGGAGGUCCCGAAGAGGCAACGCAACAAGAAGCAGCACAGUCGUUCGCCUCAGGACAGGAGCAAGAACAACACGCCGUUGACGGGCAACUCGUACUGAUGCUCCUCUUUGAGCAUCCGCACACACAUGCACACACACACUAUACACGACACACCAAACAACACGAUGUCUCCUUCGAAUAGGGAGGAGACGCAGAUUCAGAGAGAGCGAAUUCAUAAGCUAACUGCUGGGCUGGUGUUAAGUCUUUAUGUUUCAGCCACUUUCAGCAUUUUUUUGUGAACGUUGCUUGUUUGCAUGAGCUGGUCAGGAGACGUAGCACCGAGUAUCUGAUCACCCCACACACACAAAAAAAAAAAACCCAAAACCCUCCCUGAACUUUGGCUCCGUCCUCUGCUCAAACAGAUUUCAUUUAAAGCGUAAUGAGAAGUCCUCCCCGCGGCUCCGAGCCCCAUCUGUGCAAACAUCCAGCGGACGCACCGCGGCCCCCCGUUUAAAGCUGAAAAGGUGUAUCCUCGCUCCAAACUGGUUGUAAUCCGUCUCCUUUGGGCCGUGAGUGGAGGAGAUGGUGGCAGCUCUGGGGGCUCCGACCGUGGGAUGUCGACAGGUUUCUGAGCGGCGCUGGCCGGCUCUCCGACAGCACACUAAAGGCCUCACUUGUCAAGUCGGGGCCCCUACGGCACGUCUCCACGCCGCAGCAGCAGCAGCCCCGACCAGGCCUGUCAGUUACAGUAGCGCCUUUCCCACGACUAGAUGCAGAGAGUCAGCGGGGUGGGGAGCGAGUUUUGUCAGGACUAACACCACCACGAGUGCACUGGACUGUCCUGUGACUCCUCUUAAUUACCUAAAUGAGCCCAUUCCUGUUAUUUGAGUCAUAGAAAGCCAUUUCCUCUAAGACGUAGUCAGUUCCUGUGCACAUGUGUGUAGGAGGCAUCAGAAAGCGGUGCGUGGUCGUGUUGUUCCCUAAAGGGCAGAGCGUUCUCCAGCACGCCCACACGGGAACGGGCCGAAUCGAGCAGCGAUCGAGCAUCCAGCAGCUCCUCGCUCCCAUCCACACUCUGCUGCUGCUCGCAGGCUGUAAAUAAACUCAGACAGGAAACACAGGAAUUAAAAAUAACAUAAAUGAGAACAAUAAUUUAUGGAUUGAAUCCGGCGAGGAAGAGGAAGUGGCGAUACCCAGUUUGUCUUGUCGGCCUCCUUCCUCAGCCGUGCCUCCUCAUGGAGAACGCUCGCCAUGUUUCCACAUAUUGUCAGCACCCCCGUUGUUUUUCCGCUCAUAUUGCUUCCUGAUUUUUUUUUGGUUUUUCUAAACUGAACAAAUGUUUGCUUCCAUUUUUUUUCUCCCAACCCUGAUUGUAAAGUUUGAAAUAGCAACUGGAAGACGCUUUUAUUUUUUUGUUUUGUUUUGUGCCGUGAGCUCGGAGCCGUGCGAUGCAUAACGUGAUUGUACAUAUCAUACCUGUGUGGCGCCUCCUCGCUUUGACGAGGUGGGGAGCAGUUGAAGAGGAGCCGGGAGGGGAGGGCUGUUUCCUUACAGACACAAAGAAGGACUGUUACAAAGAAUGAACUGCAUAUUUAUUUUUUAUUUCCACAUUUAAAUUAUUUAUGCAACCUUUUUGUAGUAAAUGAUAGCCAUUAUUGUCAUAUAGUAUGAUAGAGACUUUGGAAAUGAAAUACUGUACAGUACAUGAAUAAAGUAAAGGCAGAUAUAUUUGAAA
This is a messenger RNA of Larimichthys crocea (large yellow croaker), 2519 nucleotides long. RefSeq names its product sclerostin (gene sost). The transcript has 2 exons. Gene Ontology annotation, molecular function: BMP binding. Lineage: Eukaryota; Metazoa; Chordata; Actinopteri; Sciaenidae. The record is from RefSeq and is a predicted model, not a curated record. Gene Ontology annotation, biological process: negative regulation of BMP signaling pathway; ossification; negative regulation of Wnt signaling pathway. The coding region runs from base 217 to 903 and encodes 228 amino acids.